UUAUCUACGAAUGUACUGAAUAUUAUAAUAUAUAUAUAAGGAGUGCAGAUGCUAGCAGUUGACCCGUAUACUUAGUAAACAGGUUGCUAUCAGCUAUCACUUUUCGUUUACAGAUUUACUUCUUUAGAUUAGUCUUCAACGUAAUAUUUCGAUUUUUUUCUAUACCUUUCCCUUCUAGAAAGCAAGCUGCAAAAAGAGCUUAUUUUAACCUAACGUCGAAAACGACAAGAAUUCAAGUUGAACUAUGAUAGUCAUAACAAUAUAACGUUUUAAAAAACUAUGUGAUAACAUGUCUUGUGUCAGUGGUUUGCCGAAAAAUUUGAACAGCCAAAUCCCUUCAGUUAAUCAAAAACCAAAUGUUAUAAUUCCGCCUAAGUAUCAACCACCUCCAAGUCCUAAUCGCCAAUAUAAUGUUCAAUUGAAUGAUUACAACACAAGUAACUCUGAUAGGAGGCAUAAUGGUGAAAAGCCAUAUGUAAGCAAUACUGAAAAUCAAAGAUAUAGAACAUUAUCUGGAGAACAAUCAUCAGAUAUGUUAAAAUUUGUACGAAAACUUGACUCUGAAAACUCUAACAAAAUUUCCUCAGAACAAAUAAAUCAAUUGAUGAUUGAAAUUAAUAACCUCAAAGAUAUGAAUCAGCGACUAAACGAUGAAAACCAAGAACUUCGAGACUUAUGUUGUUUUUUAGAUGAUGACAGACAAAAAGGACGUAAGCUUGCUAGAGAGUGGCAGCGUUUUGGUAGAUAUACUGCAUCUGUGAUGAGACAAGAAGUUGCAGCUUAUCAAGUUAAAUUAAGACAUCUUGAAGCCAAACAACAACAUCUUAUUGAGGAUAAUAUGGAACUUAAAGAACUAUGUUUAUAUUUGGAUGAAGAACGCUCUGGUCCUAAUCAAAUGAGAUAUAAUGCAACAUGUAGAAUUUGUGGUAAUUCUAUAGUUUCUGGAAAUGUUACAGAAGAAUUGCAUAGAAGAGAUGAGGGGGAUGGUAGUAGCUCCUCUACAAAUGCUGAUGAAAAUUUAAUUGCUGCUAAUCAAAUUUCUUUACAGCGUCAGAUGCAACAAUCAAAUGAUGAAAACACACAACUUGAUCAAAGAUCACUAAGCUAUAUACGACAAUUAGAAGCUAAAAUUAAGGAAUUAGAAGAAAAAAAUAAUUUGUCAAAGAAAUUGAACCAGGAUGAAAAAAAUAAUGAUAAAAAACAGAACAAUUGGAAUUUAGAAAAUUCAUUUCAGAUGACACAUCCGGAAUCAGUAAUGACAGCCUUGCAAGUUUUAGAAUUACGUGAACAAUUGGAGGGAAAAGGAGAAGAUAAUAACAAUGGUAUAGAUAUGGAAGAUGAAGAAAAAGCAUUACUAAGAGAAAUGUGCAAUGUGGUUUGGCGAAAACUAGAAGAUAAUCAAUAAUUAUUUUUUGCUCAAUUGCCCAUUAUUGCAUAAAUUGUUUUAAAUUUUUCUACUUAAUUUAUUUAUUUAAAAUGUAUAUUAUUUUUUAAUAAAAUAAUUAAUUACAUAAAUAAGUUAAUUUUAUUGUUGUAAUCUUAAGAAAAAAAUUAUUUUUAAUUUGUUUUAUGUCAGUAAUCUGUAAAAUAUUCAGUUUUAACAUUAACUUAUUUUUUUAUUAAGUUUUAUUAAAAAUAAUAAUUGACCUAUGCAUUAUUGCUUUAAAAUUUUUUAUUUAGAUUUUAUAAUUUUUAUUUAUUAUUAGUUGAAAAUUUUAUAAUAAUUAUUUGAUAAUUAAAUUAUUAUGAUUUUGUUAAAUUAACAUUAAAUUUGUUUUAAAUUAGUAUUCUUUAGUUUUUUAAUGAAAAAUCUGAAAAACAAUUUUAUAAGAUAAAUUGAGUCAUGGCAUCUAAUUGACUUUACUUUAAUUUAAAGACUAUUAUAAGAAUUAUAUAAUUAUUUAAUAUUGAAUAAGACAUAGAAGUAUUUUUUACAAUAUUUUACUUUUAUAGAUUUAAGUGUUGGUUUUAGAUUAAAAAUGAACGAUUAGGUAUUUUUUUGAAUAUCUAUUUUUUACUGUUUUUUUAUUCCCAAAAAUAAUUUGAGUCAAAUUUUUUUAAGGUUACUGAUAUAAUUAGUGUUUAUAUAAGGGUAUACUAUAGUGACCCUAUACUAGGUUUCACACUUUAAAUGGCUCUGCAAAUUAAGAAAAUAAAUAAAAAAGGUGUUUUUUUAAUGAAAAAAAAUGUAAAAGGCUGUUUUUAAGAGACUCCUAGAUAUCUAACAUAAGUUAUAUUGAUAAUAAGUAAGUUUUUUAAAAAUAUUGAUGUAUUAUGCAUUAUGUCAUAUGUUAUCUUUUAAUCAGUCUCUAGUAUUAAAAUAUCAAUUUUCAACUUUUUAGGUGCUGAAUCUCAAUAUUUGAUCAUUAUGACACAUUAAUGUUUAUAAAUAGUAUAUAUUGAUGAACAUAAUGAUAAUAAUUUCAUAUGAUGAUAAUUUUUUAUUUUACUGUUAUGUAAAAUUACACUUUUAAUUGAAUUUGACAAACAUUUAUAUUUUAUGAUAAAUAUCUUUAUUUAUUAUUAUAGAUCAAUACUAAGUUAUAAUAAUUUUGUAAAAAUAAGUUUUUUAAAAAUAUGACUCAAUCUCUAUUAUCACAUAUGUGUAGUCUGUUUAUAAUAAAUAAUUUAGUAAGUUACAUAAAAAUUAAAAAAAGUAAAAUUUAUAAAACAUAUAAUUCAUUAAAAUAUAUAAAAAAAACAAUGUUAUCAA
Molecule: messenger RNA, 2713 nt
Organism: Daktulosphaira vitifoliae (grape phylloxera)
Lineage: Eukaryota; Metazoa; Arthropoda; Insecta; Hemiptera; Phylloxeridae
Gene: Ccdc85
Product: coiled-coil domain-containing protein 85C
Exons: 8
Coding region: 290-1405 (371 amino acids)
Source: RefSeq, a predicted model, not a curated record